Molecule: messenger RNA, 2310 nt
Organism: Ascochyta rabiei
Lineage: Eukaryota; Fungi; Ascomycota; Dothideomycetes; Pleosporales; Didymellaceae
Exons: 6
Coding region: 1-2310 (769 amino acids)
Biological process (GO): DNA-templated transcription
Molecular function (GO): zinc ion binding; DNA binding
Source: RefSeq, a predicted model, not a curated record
AUGGUUACUGAAUGCUGCAGGGCUGUUUCGAACAAUCAGGACAUGAUCGCCUUGUUACAAGAUCUACGACAACAGGUUUCGAGUAGUGGGCAGAAUCGCAUAGAUGAUCUGCUUGCAACCGUUGUCGAUGAUGUUGCUGAUGCUGCAGCGACCGUUGAGCAGCAUCCCCAUGACGAACGCCAGAAGCCAAAUGCCGAGGAAGAGCAAGGUGAGGCCAAGGUGAGUGCGGAUGCUGAUAGCUCUGCAAAUUUGGAGCUACUAGAUGAGGACCUCAUGCAGACAGAAGAAACCAGAGCCACUGGGCUCAUCCAGGAAGUUCCCGAAAUUCAUUCUUCGCAGAAGAAGAUGCAUGGUCUGGGUGCCUCAGAUCAACGUGGAGAGAGCUCUCGGGGUCCACAAGGCGAGGACGAUACAGCGAGUAAGAGACAUCCGGUAGCACCGUGGGAGAGAUGCAACUCUCAUCUUGCAUCCCUAAUCCCCAGCCAAGCGAAUUUUUACCUGGAUGACGAGGUAUUCGAAACAAAUCCUGCAGUCGACCCUCACGAAAUGCCGCCAUUUGAGACAGCGGAAAGACUCGUGCAAAUAUACAUGGAGAAUGUUCACGCUUCAUUUCCGAUCUUGCCAAAGAGAGUGUUUCGCAGUCGUUUUUAUCACUACUACACCUCGCUACGGCGCGGCAACCCAUAUAUAAUGGAUGGGAAGUGGCAAGCAACUUUGAACCUAGUCUUCGCAAUCGGGGCAGUGUACAGCCAUCUUGCCUUGGCUAAUCGGGGCUCAACCAAGAAAGAAAAUCUGGUAUAUCACUCUCGAGCGUUUUCAUUGAGCUCGGAAGAUCCAUGGUGGAUUUCUCAUCCAAGUUUUUCGCAAAUGCAGAUUACAGGGCUUCUGUCGUUCUACUACCUCAGCAUAGGGCAUAUCAACCGCUCUUGGACUCUCAUGGGUAUGGCAAUGCGUUCUGGGAUUGCAUUAGGUAUGCACAUACCCAAAGAGGGCCGCAAUACAGAUGCCUCCAAACAUGAAUUUAUGUUAGAAACCUGGUGGGCGCUCUGUGCGCUCGAACGACAAGUCUCAGCAUUGACCGGACGGCCGAGUCUUGCGAUUAGUGACCCUUGCUCGAUUCCGCAUCCCCUCCCCUUCUCACCUGAGGUUAUGGAAGGAUCGAUCAUCGAGCCCAGAGUCGGUGACAAAGAGAAGGAACCCGGACCAGGGGAAGCCGCGGUGCAUUUGGGUGCCAUGGAUUCGUCGGCUCGACACGAUCACUACUCUCACAGUGUUGGCUCAGGGCCGGCUAAUUCCGGCUCUUAUCUCCACAGUAUGGUCAAUCUUGGAGAGAUAACGCAAAGUGCGCUUGCUCUAUACAGUGCCAAGACCGCAAGCGGGCCUUGGGACAUGGUGCAAAGGAUGGUUGCCCGAGGAAAUCAUGAACUUGAUGCAUGGGCCUCAUCCCUCCCAGAGAAUUUCAACUUCCUUCAAAGGCCAAGCAUCACUGGAAAUCAGCACAGACGCGAGCAGAACACUCUUAAUAUCCUAUAUCAAAGCACGAAGAUCCUUAUCACGCGGCCUUGCCUCUGCCGACUCGACCGGCGAAAUUUGAACCAGUCAGCAAGCUCUAACGAUUUCAGCCAAACAGCGGCAUUGCUCUGUAUAGGUGCAGCAACAUCUAUAGCGAAUCUGUUGCCUGACGCCUUAGCAGACAACGUUGUCGAGCUAUACCAAACUGGACCAUGGUGGCAGAUAGUCCACGUAGUCACGCAAGCUUUGGUCGUCUUGCUCUUAGAAGUUGUGUACGAGUCAACGAACACACUCGAAAACUGCCAGGAAGUCAUUCCUUCGUUGAAGAAGCUCUUACGCUGGCUGCAUGUAAUGCGUGACGUAACGGACCUUACCAACGAAGAGGAAAUCACUAAACGAGUGGCUGCAGACCAGGUACAUCCCAUGCCAGCUCACGCCUACACUCAUUAUCCGGACAUACUCAAUCCUAUUCAUGAAAUACGAACCAGGCCACAACCGCUCCCGUUAGCAACCACAAACUACGCUGGACAACAGCAACAUCGUUCUACUCACAAUCCACACCCCUACCACCCCAAAUCUUCCCAGCACCAGAGCGCUCGACUCGAUUCUUUUGCUGAGAUCUUUCACUUGCCUCCUAGUCAUGACGAUCGCGACCCAGAGAUAGACGUCGAUGCCUUUAAGAGUCCUUCUCCUGCCAUUUCUGGAUCCAGCGAUGUCCAUUUUCCAGGGUGGCUCGUUACUAGCUUUGAUGAGCAGAACCCACUGUCCAGUUUCGACUUCGCGGGUGCAGGCCGUUAG